AUUUAGUUAGUGGGAGCGGCACAGUGGCCAGGCUACCAAACCCUCCUGUUCGCCGGCGGAGAGGCAUUCUCAGCGGGGGAACCGUCAGCGCGGACGCCGGAAAUUUCCCAACCGAGUUGCUUUGAAGCGAAAAGAGUCACAAACCGCAGCAGCCCGGUUACACACUUUUUUUUUUUAUUUUGCCCCGUACUUCCGUUUUUGAAGUUAAAACAGGGCGCUACUCCGGGUCUUGUUGAGAUGGUAGAUUACCACGCAGCAAAUAAUCAAAACCAGCAGUAUCCAUCCGGCGGAACAUACAUGGAGCAGGAAAAUGACUGGGACCGGGACCUGCUUCUGGAUCCGGCCUGGGAAAAGCAGCAGAGGAAGACGUUCACAGCCUGGUGCAACUCGCACCUGAGGAAAGCGGGGACACAGAUCGAGAACAUCGAGGAGGACUUCAGGGAUGGCCUCAAACUCAUGCUGCUCCUGGAGGUCAUCUCAGGUGAGCGGUUACCCAAGCCAGAGCGAGGCAAGAUGAGGGUCCACAAGAUCAACAACGUCAACAAAGCCCUGGACUUCAUCGCCAGCAAGGGAGUGAAGCUGGUGUCCAUCGGCGCUGAGGAAAUUGUGGACGGCAAUAUCAAGAUGACCCUGGGAAUGAUUUGGACCAUCAUCCUGCGCUUCGCAAUCCAGGACAUCUCCGUGGAGGAGACUUCUGCGAAGGAGGGCCUCUUGCUGUGGUGCCAGAGGAAAACUGCACCCUACAAGAACGUCAACGUGCAGAACUUCCACAUCAGCUGGAAGGAUGGCCUGGCCUUCAAUGCCCUGAUCCACAGACACCGACCCGACUUGAUAGACUAUGAGAAGCUGAGGAAGGAUGAUCCAGUGACGAAUCUAAACAACGCUUUUGAAGUGGCUGAGAAGUACCUGGACAUUCCCAAGAUGCUGGACGCAGAAGACAUUGUCAACACUGCCCGUCCGGAUGAGAAAGCCAUAAUGACCUAUGUGUCCAGUUUCUACCAUGCCUUCUCUGGAGCUCAGAAGGCCGAGACAGCUGCCAAUCGAAUCUGCAAGGUGCUGGCAGUCAACCAAGAGAAUGAGCAUCUCAUGGAGGAUUACGAGAAACUGGCCAGUGACCUCCUGGAGUGGAUCCGUCGCACCGUCCCCUGGUUGGAGAACCGCACCCCAGAGAAGACCAUGCAUGAGAUGCAGCAGAAGUUGGAGGAUUUCCGAGACUACCGGCGUGUUCACAAGCCGCCCAAGGUGCAGGAGAAGUGUCAGCUGGAGAUCAACUUCAACACCCUGCAGACCAAGCUGAGGCUGAACAACCGACCCGCCUUCAUGCCCUCCGAGGGCCGCAUGGUCUCGGACAUCAAUAGCGCAUGGCAACACCUGGAAGGGGCGGAGAAAGGCUACGAGGAGUGGCUCUUGAAUGAGAUCCGUCGCCUGGAGAGACUGGACCACCUGGCCGAAAAGUUCCGGCAGAAAGCCACCAUCCACGAGGGCUGGACCGCAGGAAAAGAAUCCAUGCUGACACAGAAGGACUACGAGACCGCCUCCCUGUCGGAGGUCAAGGCCCUGCUGAAGAAGCACGAGGCUUUCGAAAGCGACUUGGCUGCCCACCAGGACCGCGUGGAGCAGAUCGCCGCCAUCGCCCAGGAGCUUAAUGAACUGGACUACUAUGAUUCCCCGAAUGUGAACGCUCGCUGCCAGAAGAUCUGUGAGCAGUGGGACUCCCUGGGCUCUCUGACUCAGAGCCGCAGGGAGUCGCUGGAGAGGACUGAGAAGCAGUUGGAGUCCAUCGACGAGUUGUACCUGGAGUACGCCAAGAGGGCGGCGCCAUUCAACAACUGGAUGGAGGGCGCCAUGGAGGACCUGCAGGACAUGUUCAUUGUGCACAACAUUGAGGAGAUCCAGGGUCUCAUCACAGCCCAUGAGCAGUUCAAGUCCACCCUCCCAGAAGCAAACAAGGAGCGAGAAGCCAUCCAGGCCAUCCAGAAGGAGGUGCAGAACAUUGCCCAGUAUAACGGCAUCAAACUGAGUGGAAGCAACCCCUACACCAGCAUUACUCCGGAGAGCAUCGACAGCAAGUGGGAUAAGGUCCGACAGCUGGUACCUCAGCGCGACCAGGCGCUGCAGGAGGAGCUGGAACGGCAGCAGUCCAACGACCACCUCCGGCGCCAGUUCGCCAACCAGGCCAACAUUGUGGGGCCUUGGAUACAAAACAAGAUGGAGGAGAUCGGGCGGAUAUCCAUUGAGAUGAACGGGACUCUGGAGGACCAGCUGACUCACCUGAGGCAGUAUGAGCAGAGUAUUAUCGAGUACAAGCCCAACAUUGAUCAGCUGGAGAGUAAUCACGAGCUGAUCCAGGAGGCCCUCAUCUUUGACAACAAAUACACCACCUACACCAUGGAGCACCUGCGCGUGGGCUGGGAGCAGCUUCUCACCACCAUCGCCCGCACCAUCAACGAGAUCGAGAACCAGAUUCUCACCCGGGACGCCAAGGGCAUCAGCCAGGAACAGCUGCACGAGUACCGGGCUUCCUUCAACCACUUCGACAAGGAUCACAGUGGUACUCUGGUAGCGGAGGAGUUCAAGGCCUGUCUGAUCAGCCUGGGGUACGACGUGGAUAAUGACAAGCAGAAGCGCACAGGGAUGAUGGACAGCGAUGAUUUCCGCGCUCUGCUCAUUUCCACGGGAAACAGCCUGGGGGAUGCCGAGUUUGCACGCAUCAUGGGCAUCGUGGACCCCAACAACAGUGGGGCUGUGACGUUCCAGGCCUUCAUUGACUUCAUGUCCCGGGAGACCACAGACACGGACACGGCCGACCAGGUCAUCGCCUCCUUCAAGAUCCUGGCAGGAGACAAGAACUACAUCACAGCAGAAGAGCUGCGGCGAGAGCUGCCCCACGACCAGGCGGACUACUGCAUCGCUCGCAUGGUCCCCUACAGCGGCCCCGACGCCAUUCCGGGGGCCCUCGACUACAUGUCCUUCUCCACCGCCCUGUAUGGCGAGAGUGACCUCUGAGGAUAGAGAGAGAGGCGAGGGUCGGGGGGGGGGGUCAGCGAGAGAGACAGCGGGGAAGAUACAGGCUUACUGGGUCGGAGCGAUCGGGAUUGCAUUACACGGAGCGUUACAUCCUAUCUGGGUUCAGAUGUGUAGGUUUCAGGGAGCAGAACCUGCCAUACCCCCCACCUCUGGGAGGGGGCGGGGUGACUCUUCUUUCUGAUUCCCACCAAAAUGUUUUUUUUUUUUUUUCUUUUAACCCCCAAAGGUAGAUUGGGUUGGAGGCCAGAGAGAGGGGUGAGAUUUAUUGAAGUAUACAUAAUGUAUUGCACAGAGAAUGGAGGAGAGCUUGAACAGAAAAAAUAUCCUUAUUCUCUUUAACCAUUUUGCUGGGUAAGCGGAGCUUGGAAAUCUAUAACCUACUUUCAUACUAUCUCCAGCAAAUAUGACUUUAAUGGGUUCAGUGCUGUACAUACUUAUUUUCCAGUAUACAAAAAAAAUGCUUAUAGGGCUUCGGAAUGAACAUGUAGUUGUGAAAGGUUUCACAAAACCCCAGUACUGUAGAUAGGUUUGAAUUCCCAUCCCAAAGAAUCACCAUUGGACCUUUUCUAGUCAUUCAGUGCAUUUAAACAUGCUGUACAAUGUUAUUUCCAGCAUUGGGCUUAUUUUAAGAUGUAACGGAAUAAAUUGUGAAAAUUGGGGGGUGGGGGGUACUUUUCUGUAGCUACAGAUCCUCUGUCUUUGUCACCCCCUCUUUCUUCAGCUCCAUUUCUCUGUGGCAAAAGGGACCCAGCACUGGGUGCGAGGGCCAGGGGUGUGAACGACUUUUUCUAUACAUUCCAUUAUGUAUUAAUAUUAUGGAAAUUACCGUUUUCAAUCUAUGCAAUCAGUUUUUAGUUCGUAAUCUAUAUUCUGUAUCACUUAAGUUCAUGUAAACUGAGGGAAGGCAAAUGUCUGCUUAGACAGUCGAGCAGACGGAAUACCAGAGAUUGAUUCCUACGAUAUUUUGUAAAACGGUGAUGCUGGGUGAGGGUAUGUUCCUGUUGGGGGGGGAGGGGCGGGGGGCGGCUCUGGGCAUUAACUGAAAUGUCUUGGACCAAAAGCUUAAUAUUUUUUUGUUUGGAUUUUUUUUUUCUUUUUCUUCAAUAUCAAACCUUAUCUGCUGUACUGGAAAAUGCAACAGCAUCUCAAAUGUGGAAUAUGUGCACACAUAAAAUUACCUUCAAAUAUUA
Messenger RNA from Paramormyrops kingsleyae, 4217 nucleotides. It is a transcript of the gene actn4, whose product is annotated as actinin, alpha 4. Gene Ontology annotation, molecular function: protein binding; calcium ion binding. Lineage: Eukaryota; Metazoa; Chordata; Actinopteri; Osteoglossiformes; Mormyridae. The record is from RefSeq and is a predicted model, not a curated record.